AUGGCGAACCUCGCCCUGCUCUCUCUCGUGCUCCUCCGCCUCUUCGUCGUGCAAGCAGGCGGCGGCGGCGGCGGCGUCGACGACGGCAUCGGCGACGACGGGAGCUUAUUCACGGCGUGCCUGGCCGCGGCUGGCGUGGGCAACGUCACGACGCGGCAGUCUCCCGCUUACGCCGCCGCGCUCCUCGUGUCCGUCCAGAACCUCCGAUUCGCGGGCGCGGGCGCGCCCAAGCCCACGGCCGUGGUGGUCCCGGCGUCGCUCCAGGAGCUCCGCGACUCCGUGCGGUGCGCGCGGGCGGCUGGGCUGGUGCUGCUCCUCCGCAGCGGGGGGCACAGCUACGAGGGCCUCUCCUACACCACCACCACCGAGGACGACGACGGCCGCAGCAGCGCGUUCGCCGUCGUCGACCUCGCCGCGCUCGACCGCGUCGACGUCCACGUCGACGCGGACCGCCGCGCCGGCACCGCGUGGGUGCAGUCCGGCGCCACGCUGGGGCAGACGUACCACGCCGUGGCGGCGGCGAGCGGCCCGGCGCUCGCGUUCUCCGCGGGGUCGUGCCCGACGGUCGGCUCGGGCGGGCACAUCGCGGGCGGAGGGUUCGGCCUGCUGUCCCGCAAGUUCGGCCUGGCGGCCGACAACGUCGUGGACGCCGUGCUGGUCGACGCCGCGGGGCGCGUCCUGAGCCGCGCGGGGAUGGGCGAGGACGUGUUCUGGGCGAUCCGCGGCGGCGGGGGCGGCACCUGGGGCGCCGUGUACGCGUGGCGCGUCCGGCUCAGCGCGGUCCCCGAGCGCGUCACCGCGUUCGUCGUCAACCGCCCGGGCUCCGUCCGGUCGGUGGCGUCGCUGGUGUCGACGUGGCAGCACGUCGCGCCGUGGCUGCCCGACGAGUUCUACGUCUCCGCGUUCGUCGGCGCGGGCUUGCCGGAGCUGAAGAAACUGAACCGGACCGGCAUCUCCGUCACGUUCAAGGGGCUGUACCUCGGACCGGCCCACGAGGCGCUGCAGAUACUGACGGCAAGGUUCCCGGAGAUCGGGCUGUCGGAUCUGGACCCGCGAGAGAUGAGCUGGAUCGAAUCCGUGGUGUUCUUCUCGGGUCUGCCCGAGGGGAGCACGGUGUCGGACCUCACGGACCGGGUGCUCCACCAGAAGAACUACUUCAAGGCCAAGUCGGACUACGUGCGCCGUCCGAUGACCCUGGACCAGCUGAUCAGAGCCAUUGGCCUCUUGUCGGAGCAGCCCAAGGCGUACGUCAUCUUGGACCCGUACGGUGGCGCCAUGGAUCAGGUCGGGUCCGGUGAUCUCCCGUUCCCGCAUCGCAAAGGUAACAUCCAUGGCAUCCAAUACCUAAUCGAAUGGACGGCUGAUGACGAUGAUCACAAGGAGGAGUACAUGGAUUGGUUGCGCGGGUUCUACGACUUCAUGGGAGAGUAUGUGCCAAAAAAGCCACGAACCGCAUACAUAAACUACAUGGACCUUGAUCUUGGAACCAACAACUGGUUCGCCCACCGAGCUGCCGGCGACGUCGAUGAGAGCCCGAACCCAGAAGUGGAGGCGGCACGGGUGUGGGGCGAGAGGUACUUUUUGGGAAACUACGACCGACUGGUUCGAGCAAAGACAUUGAUUGACCCAAAGAACGUGUUUCGCAACGCGCAGAGUAUCCCGCCACUUGGAGGCGCUCAGGGCAUGACUAGGAGCACACGUGGCAUCUCGCCCAAGGUCACAUCCAAUGGAAGCACGCACGAUAGCUAG
This is a messenger RNA of Miscanthus lutarioriparius, 1749 nucleotides long. Lineage: Eukaryota; Viridiplantae; Streptophyta; Magnoliopsida; Poales; Poaceae. The record is from the annotation of a GenBank genome assembly.